Molecule: messenger RNA, 1884 nt
Organism: Ostreococcus tauri
Lineage: Eukaryota; Viridiplantae; Chlorophyta; Mamiellophyceae; Mamiellales; Bathycoccaceae
Product: Serine/threonine-/ dual specificity protein kinase, catalytic domain
Exons: 1
Coding region: 1-1884 (627 amino acids)
Biological process (GO): protein phosphorylation
Molecular function (GO): ATP binding; protein kinase activity
Source: RefSeq, a predicted model, not a curated record
AUGGGCUGCGCGUCGAGCACCGCGCGAGGGGACGCGGAUGAUCUCCCGGGCAUGCGUCUCGUCGAUUUCACGUCCGAGAUCGCGGACGCGUACGACGUCGGGCGGAAGAUCGGGGUCGGGCAACAGGGCGCGGUGUACGCGUGCGUGGAGCGGUCGACGGGGCGGCGGUUGGUGAUGAAGGAGACGCACAUCGGCGUCUUCGGGGCGUCGCAGCGGCGGGUAGAGGCGUACAGGGAGAUUGAAUUAUUGUCGAAAAUGAAUCACCCGAGCGUGGUGAAGAUUGUCAAGGCGUAUCAGACGCCGACGGAUGUGCAGGUGGUGAUGGAGGACGCCGGGGACCGCACGCUCAUCGGGUACUUGGUGAAACUGGACGAGAGCGCGUUGACGGAGAGCGAACGCGGGAGGGAGAAACACGAGAUGUUGAGACAAAUCGUGGACGCGGUGGCGCACGUGCACGCGCGAAGCGUGGUUUUCAGAGAUUUGAAGCACGAUAACUUGGUCGUGCGCUGCGACGAGGACUGUCGAAACGCGCGCGUAACCUUGGUGGAUUUUGGGAGAGCGGCGUCGCUGAAGCGGGAGGAACGAUUGCGUAAUCUCCCACCGCUCGGGACGUCACUGUUCCAGGCGCCGGAAGUGGAAGAACGACGAGAGUACGGGCAGGCGGCGGACAUGUGGGCCGUGGGCGUUUUUACGUACUUUCUCGUAACCGGGAAGAUGCCGUUCGAGCACUCAGCGGCGGGACUGUACAAAGUUUUACGGGGAGAGUACGAACCCUUGGACGCGUCGGUGGACAGGCAAGCGAAGGAUUUGAUAUCUAAACUGCUCGUUCGUGAUCCGUCGAAGCGAAUGAACGCCGCGCAGGCCAUCACGCAUAAAUUCUUGCGUCAGGGUAACUCUGCGCACAUGCACGUGUCUCUGGGUGACUCCCUGCGGGUGCCGGCGCACAUGGAGACGGCUGCCAAGAAACAACUUCGCGCGCUCGUUAUGCAAGAGAGUCUCGAGAGACACACCGUGGGCCUUCUUGCGGAGAUGCUCACUCCGGAUGACGUGACGACUCUUCAACGCUGGCUGUCAAUGAAAGCGGAGCGCUCCGUCCAUCACGGAAGGAACAACGUGCACAAGCCGAAUCACAUGUUAGAUACGUUCGGUUCCGAAGCAGGGUCGCGUGAGGGCACCACUCACUCGGGUAAAGCAUACCAAGACGAAGUCGAGGGUCGAAAGGCAUUAAACUCUUUGUAUACGCAGAUGAAGAGAGAGCAAGCUAUCGUGGGCGAGAGCACGGAUGUGAGCUUCCAUGGAGGUAUGAAUCGAAGCGAAUCGUUCGCCAUUCUCACAGAGGCAGCGAAGGCGCUCCUUGAGGUAGAUUCUACGAAAGAUCUCACGGACGCGCUCGAACAUAGCCCGUCGCCCGACAAGAAGGGCAGCUCUCGAUUGUCGCUGGGACAGUCUCCGGGCGCUGCCCAAAACUCUUCGUCAAAACUCGAUCCCAUAUCUAGACAAAUCAGUCUGGCGCCUCGAAGUCUCGUCGGAUUCGCGCACUCGAAUGGUCUGUGCACCGUCGAUGAGCUCAUUACCGCUUGUUAUAGCGCUGGUUUGCCUCGCGUAGCCGAGGAGCUCCAGACGGUGCGAGACACGCUGAAGAGUGAGAGAGUGGCAAAGCUCAAAUCGCUCGGCGCCGAUGAGGAGGUACAAAAUGAGAGCGUCUUACUCGAUAUCAUGCUAUUCAGGUAUGAAGACUUAUUCACGAAGAUCGAAAGCGCGCAUCUUCAAGCGUUGAGAGAAAUGUCUGAGCAGCGCACAGUGACGGUGAAGGACUUGGCUAAUAUCAGUGAAGACCUGAGCGGACACGGGAGACGCGUGCGGGGAGGGGUACCAGUUAUGUAA